Vigna unguiculata (cowpea) is the source of this 2172-nucleotide messenger RNA. RefSeq names its product receptor-like protein EIX2. Gene Ontology annotation, molecular function: protein binding. Lineage: Eukaryota; Viridiplantae; Streptophyta; Magnoliopsida; Fabales; Fabaceae. The record is from RefSeq and is a predicted model, not a curated record.
AUGACAUCAUUUGAAGGUACUUCCAUCUUCACUUCAAAACUUCAAAAUCUUUAUUUGAGAAAUUGUAGUCUUAGAGAUGAUAAUUUUGUCAUAUCAGCUAUUACAGUUGCGAACUCUUCAUCUUCCCUUGCCUCGCUUGAUCUCUCCUCAAAUCUGUUGAAAUCACCAUCCAUAUUUGACUGCCUCUUCAACUCCACUACCAAUCUUCGUACACUUCAACUUUAUGAUAACAUGUUGGAAGGUCCCAUUCCAGAUGGAUUUGGGAAAGUAAUGAACUCUCUUGAAGUUCUUUACCUCUCUCAUAACAAACUGCAAGGUGAGAUUCCAUCUUUCUUUGGGAACAUCUGCACAUUGCGGACAUUAUACCUCUCAAAUAACAAGUUGAGUGGGGAAAUUUCAAGCUUAUUUCAGAAUUCUUCAUGGUGCAACAGACACGUGUUUCAGUAUUUGGAUUUAUCCCUUAACAAUUUUACAGGAACAUUACCUAAAAGCAUUGGAUUACUAUCUGAGUUGCUGAUGUUGUCCUUGGAUGGAAAUCAUUUGGAGGGUGAUGUCACUGAAUCCCAUCUUUCCAACUUUUCCAAAUUAGAGGAAUUAUCCUUAUCAAAUAACUCUCUGUCUCUAAAAUUAGUCCCUGAUUGGGUUCCUCCUUUCCAAUUAUUUUACUUGGGACUAAGAUCUUGCAAGUUGGGCCCCACUUUUCCCAGUUGGCUGCAGACUCAACGCUCCUUAACUUACCUGAAUAUUUCUGAUACCAGGCUUAACGGUUCAGUACCAGAAUGGUUUUGGAACAACCUACAAAAUAUGGAAAUUUUGGAUAUGUCACACAACAAUCUAACAGGUCCAAUUUUCAAUUUGCAACCAAGGCUUCUUUUCGGUCCCCUUAUAUUUCUGAAUUCAAAUCAAUUUGAGGGUAUAGUUCCCUCAUUUUUGCUACAAGCUUCAUUCCUUCUGCUCAAUGAAAAUAAAUUUUCCUAUUUGCCUUCAUUUUGUGAGCAACGCAGAGCUACAUUCGUGAUGAUUCUAGAUUUAUCAAACAAUGCAAUAGAGGGGCAACUUCCAGAUUGUUGGAAUUCUGUACACAAUUUACGGAUUCUAGAUUUAAGCCGCAAUGAACUAUCAGGGAAGAUUCCCGAGUCCAUGGGCUCCCUUGUGCACUUGAAUGCAUUGGUUUUACGAAACAACAAUUUGAUGGGUGAAUUUCCUUCUACGUUGAAGAAUUUCAGCUAUUUAGUUGUGCUGGAUGUGAGAGGAAAUAUAUUAUCCGGCUCAAUACCAUCAUGGAUUGGAGAAAGUAUGAACAAACUAGUCAUCUUGAAUAUGCAACAGAAUAACUUCUCCGGAAGCAUUCCUAAUGAUCUUUGUAAUUUGAAGCACUUGCAGUUGUUGGAUCUUUCGUGGAAUAUGUUAUCAAAAGGAAUUCCAACAUGCUUAAAGGAUUUGACUGCCAUGUCUGAACAAGGAUUCAGUGGAAAUACUAUGUUACAUUAUGCAGUUAGUGUCAAAGGAUACAUGUUCUUAGAUAUGGAUGUUUAUACGUUAAACAUAAUAUGGAGGUGGAAAGGUGUGGAACAUGAGUUCAAAAUUCGACGACCGUCUCUCAAAAGCAUUGAUCUUUCUAGUAAUAGUUUAACAGGUGAAAUACCAAAAGAGAUUGGAUAUUUGGUUGGACUAAUUUCUUUGAAUUUAUCCAGAAAUAAUCUGAGUGGAAAAAUUCCUUCAGAGAUGGGAAAUUUAAGUUUCCUAGAGUCCCUUGACUUAUCAAGAAAUCAUAUCAGUGGUGAAAUUCCUUUCUCACUUUCUGAAAUCGAUUUUCUUGGCAUAUUAAAUUUGUCACACAACUCUCUCUCUGGAAGAAUCCCAUCAGGAAGACACUUUGAAACCUUUGAUGUCUCAAGUUUUGAAGGGAAUGUUGGCCUUUGUGGUGAACAACUUAACAAAACUUGUCCUGGAGAUGGAAAUCAGACAACAAUAAAGCCUCAUGAACAUGGAACAUUCAAUGAUAACGAAGAUAGUGUUUUCUAUGAGGCAUUUUACAUGAGCAUGGGGAUAGGAUACUUCAUUGGAUUUUGGGGCUUAUUGGGGCCAAUACUACUUUGGCGUUCUUGGAGAAAUUAUUACAUCAUAUUUGUGAACAAACUGAUAAACUAUAUAUAUGCGUGGUUCUGGUGA